GCGAGGACGCCCCUCCGCUCCCGGCGCGCCGGGACUCGCGGACUCGCGCUGGCUCCAGGUUCUCCGCGAUUUUCUCUCGCACACUUUUCCCGGGUCUUGAGCGAUCCUGUGCCCAGAGGGGGCCCGAGCUGCACAAGCCCGCGAUGAAGAAAAGUCCGGGUCUCUCUGACUAUCUUUGGGCCUGGACCCUCCUUCUGAGCACAUUGACUGGAAGAAGCUAUGGACAACCCUCAUUACAAGAUGAACUUAAAGACAAUACUACAGUCUUCACCAGGAUUUUGGACCGACUCCUCGAUGGUUAUGACAAUCGUCUGCGACCAGGAUUGGGAGAGCGUGUAACUGAAGUGAAGACUGACAUCUUCGUCACCAGUUUCGGACCUGUUUCAGACCAUGAUAUGGAAUAUACAAUAGAUGUAUUUUUCCGUCAAAGCUGGAAGGAUGAAAGAUUAAAAUUUAAAGGACCCAUGACAGUUCUCCGGUUAAAUAACCUAAUGGCAAGUAAGAUCUGGACUCCAGAUACCUUUUUUCACAAUGGAAAGAAGUCAGUGGCACACAACAUGACCAUGCCCAACAAACUCCUGAGGAUCACAGAGGAUGGUACCUUGUUGUAUACCAUGAGGCUGACAGUGAGAGCUGAGUGUCCAAUGCAUUUAGAGGACUUCCCUAUGGAUGCCCAUGCCUGCCCACUAAAAUUUGGAAGCUAUGCCUAUACCAGAGCAGAAGUUGUUUAUGAGUGGACCAGAGAGCCAGCACGCUCAGUGGUUGUAGCAGAAGAUGGAUCACGCCUAAAUCAGUAUGACCUUCUUGGGCAAACAGUAGAUUCUGGAAUUGUUCAAUCUAGUACAGGAGAAUAUGUUGUAAUGACCACUCAUUUCCACUUGAAGAGAAAGAUUGGCUAUUUCGUUAUUCAAACAUACCUGCCAUGCAUAAUGACGGUUAUUCUCUCCCAAGUCUCUUUCUGGCUCAACAGAGAGUCUGUACCAGCAAGAACUGUCUUUGGGGUAACAACUGUGCUCACCAUGACAACUUUGAGUAUCAGUGCCAGAAAUUCCCUUCCAAAGGUGGCUUAUGCAACUGCAAUGGAUUGGUUCAUUGCAGUGUGCUAUGCCUUUGUGUUCUCGGCUCUGAUCGAGUUUGCCACAGUAAAUUAUUUCACCAAGAGAGGUUAUGCAUGGGAUGGCAAAAGUGUGGUUCCAGAAAAGCCAAAGAAAGUGAAGGAUCCUCUCAUUAAGAAAAACAACACUUAUGCUCCAACAGCAACCAGCUAUACCCCGAAUUUGGCCAGGGGUGACCCCGGCUUAGCCACGAUUGCUAAAAGUGCAACCAUAGAACCCAAAGAAGUCAAGCCGGAAACAAAACCACCAGAACCCAAGAAAACCUUUAACAGUGUCAGCAAAAUUGACCGACUGUCAAGAAUAGCCUUCCCGCUGCUAUUCGGAAUCUUUAACUUGGUCUACUGGGCUACAUAUUUAAACAGAGAGCCUCAGCUGAAAGCCCCCACCCCACAUCAAUAAGUCCUUCUAUUCACAUUCCGUUGUUCAGUCUUCUGCACUGGGAAUUGCUUUCUGUUCUCAACGCGGUGAUUCCCAUCUGCUUUCUUGCCUCUGUCUUAAAGAAUUUGAAGGUUUCCUUAUUUCCAUAAUUCAUACGAGAACAACAGACCCCUGUCCAGCAGUCCAGAGCAAAGCAGAACAUACAGCUGAGAGACAGGAUUCUGAGAGAGGAAGCGAGAGAGAAAAAUCACGACAGAAGGAGACAGAAUGAAACAGAGAGGAAAGGUGGGGAAGGAGGUCCAAGCUAUGAGGGAAAGUAGAAGGAAAAUAAAACUUAAGUCUGUAACUCCAGGUCAUUUGUAGAUAUUUAUUUCCAAAUAUUC
This is a messenger RNA of Prionailurus viverrinus (fishing cat), 1876 nucleotides long. RefSeq names its product gamma-aminobutyric acid type A receptor subunit alpha1 (gene GABRA1). The coding region runs from base 144 to 1514 and encodes 456 amino acids. Gene Ontology annotation, cellular component: postsynapse; neuron projection; dendrite membrane. The transcript has 10 exons. The record is from RefSeq and is a predicted model, not a curated record. Gene Ontology annotation, biological process: nervous system process; monoatomic ion transmembrane transport; synaptic transmission, GABAergic. NCBI's taxonomy places the organism in Eukaryota, Metazoa, Chordata, Mammalia, Carnivora, Felidae. Gene Ontology annotation, molecular function: benzodiazepine receptor activity; GABA-gated chloride ion channel activity; inhibitory extracellular ligand-gated monoatomic ion channel activity.